Messenger RNA from Capra hircus (goat), 2580 nucleotides. RefSeq names its product VPS33B interacting protein, apical-basolateral polarity regulator, spe-39 homolog (gene VIPAS39). Lineage: Eukaryota; Metazoa; Chordata; Mammalia; Artiodactyla; Bovidae. The record is from RefSeq and is a predicted model, not a curated record. The transcript has 20 exons. Gene Ontology annotation, cellular component: cytoplasm. Bases 103 to 1581 code for a protein of 492 amino acids. Gene Ontology annotation, biological process: vacuolar transport; intracellular protein transport.
CCUUCCGCCCCUUUUGUAUGCCGCACAGCCUGUGUAGAAAGGCUGGACCCUCGGCGGCGAAGUCUGGCGCUGACCUGAGAGGGAGGGCUCGGUGUGGAAGAGAUGAAUCGGACAAAGGGUGAUGAGGAGGAGUAUUGGAAUAGCUCCAAGUUCAAGGCUUUCACCUUUGAUGAUGAAGAUGAUGAGCUCUCACAGUUAAAGGAAUCCAAGCGGGCAGUGAAUAGCCUUCGAGACUUUGUGGAUGACGAUGAUGAAGAUGACCUGGAGAGAGUCAGCUGGACCGGGGAACCUGUGGGAAGCAUCUCAUGGUCCAUCAAAGAGACUGCUGGUAAUAGCGGGUCAAGCCACGAGCGUGAGCAGCUGAAGAACCGAAACAGCUUCUCCACCUACACACAGCUACCCAAACCCCCUUCUACCUACUCUCUGAGCAGCUUUUUUAGAGGAAGAACUAGACCUGGAAGUUUCCAGUCCCUCUCUGAUGCUCUGUCAGACACGCCUGCCAAGAGCUAUGCUCCAGAGCUGGGGAGACCCAAGGGGGAGUAUAGGGAUUACAGCAACGACUGGAGCCUCAGUGACACAGUGCGGCGCCUCAGGAAGGGCAAGGUCUGCUCACUGGAAAGGUUCCGCUCCUUACAGGACAAAAUCCAGCUCCUAGAAGAAGCAGUAAGCAUGCAUGAUGGGAACGUCAUUACUGCAGUUCUGAUCUUCCUGAAGAGGACGCUGAGUAAAGAGAUCCUCUUCCGAGAGCUGGAGGUGCGGCAGGUUGCCCUGAGACAUCUCAUUCACUUCCUUAAGGAGAUAGGUGAUCAGAAGCUGCUUUUAGACCUCUUUAGGUUCCUGGAUAGAACUGAAGAGCUUGCGCUGUCCCAUUAUCGAGAGCACUUGACCAUUCAGGACCCUGAGAAACGAAAAGAAUUUCUUAAGACGUGCAUUGGCUUGCCAUUUUCAGCAGAAGAUUCUGCACACAUACAAGACCAUUACACACUCCUGGAACGUCAGAUCAUUAUCGAGGCAAACGAUCGGCAUCUAGAAUUAGCGGGACAGACUGAGGUCUUCCGGAAGCACCCCCGCAAAGCGUCCAUCCUCAACAUGCCGUUGGUGACGACGCUCUUCUACUCCUGCUUCUACCACUACACGGAGGCUGAGGGGACUUUCAGCAGCCCGGUCAACCUGAAGAAGACAUUUAAGAUCCCAGACAAACAGUACGUGCUGACAGCGCUGGCCGCUCGCGCCAAGCUCCGGGCCUGGCAUGACGUUGAUGCCCUGUUUACCACCAAGAACUGGCUGGGCUACACCAAGAAGAGAGCACCCAUUGGCUUCCAUCGGGUUGUGGAAAUUUUGCACAAGAACAGUGCCCCUGUCCAGAUAUUACAGGAGUAUGUCAAUCUGGUGGAAGAUGUGGACACAAAAUUGAACUUAGCCACCAAGUUCAAGUGUCAUGAUGUCGUCAUUGAUACUUGCCGGGACCUGAAGGAUCGUCAGCAGUUGCUCGCGUACAGGAGCAAGGUGGAUAAAGGCUCUGCCGAGGAGGAGAAGAUUGAUGCCCUUCUCAACAGCUCGCAAAUUCGAUGGAAGAAUUAAGUGGCAUCAGCUCCCUUGCAACCUGCCUCAUUUCUUCCUUUUCUGCCUGUGAAAGUAGAGAGAGCUCUUCUUGGGAGAGUUACAGCAUCACAUCACUGGGGCCCAUCGUCAGCAGGCAGUGCCUGCUACUCGUGGGACAGAGACCAGCGCCUGGGCACUGAAAGCCUCAGACCGGUCUUCUGUCCAGGGACUGUCACCGAAGGGCCAAGAUCUAAAGCUUUGCCUCAUGAGAGAGACUCUUCACCUGGUGCUCACAUGAAGGUGGGAAUUAAUUUCUAGGUUGGGCCCAUAUUGGGCAAGAUGGCUUUUGGUCCGCAGAAAGUGACUGCUCCAAAAAAGGAGGUCUCCUAGACCGAGAGGUACCGGUGUCGUCGGGCGGCCACUCCACUCCCCUCUGCUGAUUGUGACCUUGGACUUGGUGCUGGAUGCUGGCAUCUGCUCUGCAGGAGGUCAGCAGGGAACUGGAAUGGCUGUCUCUCCGGGGGUGGGGGGGGGUCCUCAGGAAGGGCCUCCUGCCUUGCCGGGACCUGUUGGAGGCGCCCUCACCCCAGACUGUACAGAGUCCGCCACCUCGCGGCAGAGCUGGCCCACCCCCCUCUGCUGUCCUGGUCUUCCCUUUACAAACAGUGGUUCCUCUCUCCCUGCACCCCAGGGAGCCUGGUGCAGGAGAUGAGGGCACCCUCCUUCCCGUUCCUCCUUCCCCCACCCAGGCCCCCCACUGUACAUGAGUCAGCAGGGCUGGGGCGCACGCUCCCUUUCUGCACACACGUCCUUGUUUCACUAGGAGCUUCCACAAGUUUCACCAGGGCUCACCUCAGCAGUGUUUCUGGUAGGCUACCAAGAGGGAAGGUUUGGUUUCGCGGUUGGUUUUCAAGAGGAUAUUCUGCAACGCCUGUGUCCUGUAUUCUUGUGCCAACGUGAGCCUUUCUUCUCUGUGACUGACCUGGGUUUCCCAGGCACACCUAGACGCCUAAUAAAGCCGUUUCUUCCUUGGUGCCU